GGCACUGGUUCAGCGUCUGUUCUCGAACGGAAAGUCGACGGAUCUCUCCUUUCGCUUGAUCAGCAGUGCAAGGGCAGGGCGUCCCGUUGAACAGGGGGGUGGGUCUCGCUUCUACUUGACCGGCUGCGGAAAUAGGCGUCUUGGUCAUGGCGGCUGCCAACGCUGCGCGACUGUCGGGCCCGUCCUGCACGGGCCUCUGCAGCCAGGCAGUAUCGCAGCGGCAUGUGCGGGCGUCGUCAGCGGCAUGCCCUUUGUUGCCCCCCAGAGUAAAGCUAGCUUUGGUGCGCCCCAACCUGUCAGAGAAAGGUUUCCUCUCGGGGCGCACUCUGGUGCCGGCUGCUGCGAGUGGGGCUGGCUUCAAAAGAAGCCGGUAUGCUGCGCCCCGUGCUCAGUUGAUAGUGGAAGGUGGGGGCAGAGGAGAGAGCGAGAACGGAGCGGUUAACGAGGCGAGCGUGACGCCCGAGCUCAUUGCUUCGUUGGAGAAGCAGCUCCAGGCUCAGGCGCUUGAGAGGCCGAGCGCGAACGGGAAGCCGUUGGAUCCAUCUGUGGAGAGGGAGAGGAGUGAGCUUGCAGCAGUGAUCCAGAAGGUUUCACAGAAGGCCAGCCUGGCAUCACCAAACAAGGUAGCGGCAAACCCUGUCAAUGGCAAAACCUCUGUCCAAGCUGUGGAGGCUGUGCUGACCAGUGCGAACGGGGCUGCACAGGUAGACAAGCCGGUCAUUGUGACUCCUGCGGCUGCUCCAGUUUUGGAGGUCCAGGAGGGGCCCCAGGCAGCCAGAAAGCCGCAGGUGUCGGUGACUCCCGGCGGGCGCUGGAACAAGUUCAAGACCUAUUCGACGAUCCAGAGGACCUUUGAGAUCUGGUCGUUUGUGGCCACGUUUGUGGUGCGCUUCUUGUUGAUCAAGCAGAAGCGGUCGUACCGAGGGGGAAUGACGGAAGCGAAGCAGAAGUCGCGGCGGCAGGCGCUCGCGCUGUGGCUCAAGGAGGGCUUGCUGCGGCUGGGCCCGACGUUCAUCAAGAUUGGGCAGCAGUUCAGUACCAGGGUGGACGUGCUCUCGCAGGAGUACAUUGACGAGCUCUCCCAGUUGCAGGACCAAGUCCCUGCGUUUGACAGUGAAACGUCGGUGGCAAUUGUGGAGGCAGAGCUGGGCGCGCCAGUGACCCAGCUGUUUGAGCGCUUUGACCCCGUCCCCAUUGCGGCAGCGUCGCUGGGGCAGGUACACCGCGCGCGCAUCAGCGGCCGCGAGGUUGUGGUCAAGGUGCAGCGGCCAGGGCUCAAGGCGCUGUUUGACAUCGAUCUCAAGAACCUGCGGGUGCUUGCGCAAAACCUGCAGAAGAUCGACCCCAAGUCGGACGGCGCCAAGCGUGAUUGGGUGGCCAUCUACGAUGAGUGCGCCAACCUGCUGUACCAGGAGAUUGACUACAGCAAUGAGGGCCGCAACGCAGAACGCUUUGGCAAGAACUUUGCGGAGUUCGACUGGGUGAAGGUGCCCAAGAUCUACUGGGAGUACACCACGCCCCAGGUUCUGACAAUGGAGUACUGCCCCGGCAUCAAGAUCAACAACAUUGCGGCAAUCGACGAGGUGGGCAUCGACCGCAAGCGGCUCGCGCGGCUCAGCGUGGAGGCGUACCUGCAGCAGAUCCUGAAGCACGGCUUCUUCCAUGCGGACCCCCACCCUGGGAAUAUUGCGGUGGACGCGCAGGGGGGCGGGCGCCUCAUCUUUUACGAUUUUGGCAUGAUGGGCAGCAUCAGCAGCAACAUCCGGGAGGGCCUCGUGGACGCCUUCUACGGCGUCUACCAAAAGAGUGCAGACAAGGUGCUGGACGCGAUGGUGCAGAUGGGCGUGCUGGUACCCACGGGAGACAUGAUCGCCGUGCGCAGAACCGCGCAGUUCUUCCUCAACAGUUUCGAGGAGCGGCUAAAAUCGCAGCGCGCAGAGAAGGAGGCCGCUGAGAAGGAGGCGCGGCGGCUAUGGUUCAAGAAACAGCUGAGCAAAGAGGAAAAAACAACCAAGCGGUCGCAGCGAUUGGCGGCCAUUGGGGAGGACUUGCUCGCGCUGUCUGCGGACCAGCCCUUCCGCUUCCCGGCCACCUUCACCUUCGUCGUCAGGGCCUUCUCCAUCCUGGACGGCAUCGGCAAGGGCCUGGACCCCCGCUUCGACAUCUCGGAGAUCGCGAAGCCGUACGCGCAGGAGCUGCUGAAUCUGAAGGAGGCGGGCGCGCAGAUCUUCGUUCGGGACCUGCAACGGCGGUGGGACCGGCAGGCGUCGGCGUUUGCGAACUUGUUCCGCGGCCCGGACCGCGUGGCCAAGCUGGAGAAGGUCGUCACCGCGCUCGAGCAGGGGGACCUCAAGCUGCGCGUGCGCACGCUCGAGUCGGAGCGCGCCUUCAAGCGGGUCGCGCAGGUGCAGAGCAACAUCGGCAAGGCCAUCUUGGCGGGCACGCUUCUCAACGUGGGCACUGUCCUCUACUCGACGGCGCGCGCGCUCAAUCCUGCUGCCACCGCUGCCUUUACGCUGAGCGCCUUCCUCGCGCUGCAAGUCGUCAUCGGGAACCUCAAGGUGCGGAAGCUAGACAAGACGGAGGCGUCCAUCACGGGGGCGGCGCUAUAAGCAAACGCGGUAAAUCCGCCUCUACAGAAUUUGUAGGAUGAUUCGUGUGCGCUGACGCCAGUGCAUGUUGUGAGCUGGCAGCCGCCACUCAGAAUUCACAGCCACUCCCCUGUUACGGAGUACAGCCGAUUCGAUCCUAGGUAUGGCCUGGACAAGAUAGUUGUCGAUUUUUGCUGGAAGGUCAGAAUGACGUAGCUGUAUCAUACAGAGAAUAACUGGUCACUUGUCGAAAUAUUGGUAAAGACGUUAGGAACAUUCUUGCCGCAGGUUAUGGAGACAGGAUUGUGCGCCAGUGGCAUGCUUACGAUUUGUUCAGAUCAUGAUUGUCUCAAGUCCGACAAAGCUUCUUCCCCUACAACUGUCAACUACCACGGUUGG
Klebsormidium nitens is the source of this 2990-nucleotide messenger RNA. The record is from the annotation of a GenBank genome assembly. Lineage: Eukaryota; Viridiplantae; Streptophyta; Klebsormidiophyceae; Klebsormidiales; Klebsormidiaceae.